AACGAAUCAACUGACUCGGUUGACUCAUUCGAUUCACUUUCGCUGACUGAGUGGAGUUAUAAGUGCACCAACGUACUGGGCCCCAACAAAAUUGGAGAAAUUAAAAUAUUCUCCUGAAAUUCAUCACCAACAACCAGGAUAUUUAACUAAGAGGAAUGUUAAACUGCUGAAAGAGGUGAAGCAGAAGCCUUCCAGAAGAAUCUCCAGAACACGCAGAAAUUGCUUGCUACAUUUCCGACAUGGAGAAACAUCAGCACUCUGUCAAGAGUUUUACUAAACAGAGUGAUCUCAAAAAUCACCAGCGCAUUCACACAGGAGAGAAACCACAUCACUGCUCAGACUGUGGGAAAAGUUUUACUGAACAGAGUACUCUCAAAAACCACCAGCGCAUUCACACAGGAGAGAAAUCAUAUUCCUGCUCAGACUGUGGGAGUAGUUUUACUAAACAGUGUACUCUCAAAAAUCACCAGUGCAUUCACACAGGAGAGAAAUCAUAUCACUGCUCAGACUGUGGGAAGAGUUUUACUACACAGAGUGCUCUCAAAACACACCAGCGCAUUCACACAGGAGAGAAACCGUAUUACUGCUCAGACUGUGGGAAAAGUUUUACUGAACAGAGUACUCUCAAAAACCACCAGCGCAUUCACACAGGAGAGAAACCAUAUUCCUGCUCAGACUGUGGGAAAAGUUUUACUAAACAGAGUAAUCUCAAAAAUCACCAGCGCAUUCACACAGGAGAGAAAUCAUAUCACUGCUCAGACUGUGGGAAGAGUUUUACUACACAGAGUAAUCUCAAAACACACCAGCGCAUUCACACAGGAGAGAAACCGUAUCACUGCUCAGACUGUGGGAAGAGUUUUACUCAACAGAGUACUCUCAAACAACACCAGCGCAUUCACACAGGAGAGAAACCAUAUUACUGCUCAGACUGUGGGAAAAGUUUUACCAAACAGAGUACUCUCAAAAUACACCAGCGCAUUCACACAGGAGUAAAACCAUAUUACUGCUUAGAGUGUGAGAAGUGUUUUUCUACAGAGAGUCAUCUCAAAUAUCACCAGCGCAUUCACUCAGGAGAGAAACCGUAUCACUGCUCAGACUGUGGGAAGAGUUUUAAUCAUCAGAGUCGUCUCAAAAAACACCAGCGCAUUCACACAGGAGAGAAAACAAUCCCAAAUCUGUUCCACAGCAAUUAAAAGUGCAAAUCUUAAAUCUUUCGGACAGAACACCUUAUCCUACACAAAUGUUUCACUUUGUCUCUUGGGACACGUUCCACCAGUGGAUAUAGCGGGAUAUUUGGUUGUUGUAUUACUCAAGUUUUAUUCUAUUUUUCUUAUUAGUAGUGAUGGGUAGAUGAGGCGCCAUGAAGCGUUUCAACCCAUAGGGAACCUGUAUUGAAACUGUGUCGAAACUGUGUCAUGAAUACUCACACCUACUGGACCUUAAAAAUCACUAUAGGCAACCUAGUUGACGGACUAAUUUUAUUACCUAGUUUAUACAAAAUAUGCUUUGAGUAAUUUUAUUUUAUUGUAUAUAAUAUUAUUUCAUAUAUUCAGUUACAUUUAAAAUAUCAAUAAAUAACGUGAACAUGUAA
Molecule: messenger RNA, 1591 nt
Organism: Astyanax mexicanus (Mexican tetra)
Lineage: Eukaryota; Metazoa; Chordata; Actinopteri; Characiformes; Acestrorhamphidae
Product: zinc finger protein 41-like
Exons: 2
Coding region: 240-1193 (317 amino acids)
Cellular component (GO): nucleus
Source: RefSeq, a predicted model, not a curated record